Molecule: messenger RNA, 5896 nt
Organism: Pseudophryne corroboree (corroboree frog)
Lineage: Eukaryota; Metazoa; Chordata; Amphibia; Anura; Myobatrachidae
Gene: TFCP2L1
Product: transcription factor CP2 like 1
Exons: 16
Coding region: 321-1802 (493 amino acids)
Biological process (GO): regulation of transcription by RNA polymerase II
Cellular component (GO): nucleus
Molecular function (GO): RNA polymerase II cis-regulatory region sequence-specific DNA binding; DNA-binding transcription activator activity, RNA polymerase II-specific
Source: RefSeq, a predicted model, not a curated record
CUGGGCAUACGGUAGUUGUUGCACUGUGGCUGCGGGUGUAGAGGGUGGGUCACUGAGGAGGCUGCAGAAGCAGUUGAGACCAGGGGUAUGAACAUCGGACACCCGGAAGCUCCAUACUGUAGGGGGUCUCAGGCAGCGGGUGUGGGUAUGAGUGGGACGCUGUAGGAGGGACGGCAGGCAGGGGGUAUGUACUGUAGGGACAGGUCAGGACAGAGGAGACAUCACUGACCUGAGGGGAGCUUGUGCUGCAGGGAGGAGGGGGGGUUUCUGGAGCUUGUUGCUGUGCCCCGGAUUUGUAGCCCAUUCAGUGCCCACUGAAAAUGCUCUUCUGGCACACCCAGCCUGAACACUACAACCAGCACCCGAGCGGAGGCUACCUGCGUGACGUCCUUGCACUGCCGAUAUUUAAGCAAGAAGAACCUCAUCUCUCCCCAGACACGGAUGCCAAGCUGCCACCAUUCCAGUAUGUGCUGUGUGCAGCUACUUCACCUGCCGUUAAGCUGCACGAAGAGACUCUGACCUAUCUCAACCAAGGACAACCCUAUGAAAUUCGUCUGCUUGACAACCGAAAAUUGGGAGAGUACCAAGAGCUGAAUACUAAAUAUAUCAAGAGUAUCAUCCGAGUUGUUUUCCAUGACCGGCGUCUGCAGUAUACGGAACAUCAACAGCUAGAAGGCUGGAGAUGGAGCCGGCCCGGGGAUCGCAUUCUGGACAUAGAUAUCCCAUUGUCGGUUGGUAUAUUGGAUCCCAGAGCUAGUCCAACACAGCUAAACACUGUAGAGUUUCUGUGGGAUCCCACCAAACGAUCAUCUGCAUUUAUUCAGGUACAUUGUAUCAGCACAGAGUUCACUCCUAGAAAGCAUGGAGGAGAGAAGGGCGUGCCAUUUCGAAUUCAGAUUGACACAUUUAAACAAAAUGAGAACGGAGAAUACACAGAACAUUUACAUUCUGCUAGCUGCCAGAUCAAGGUGUUCAAGCCCAAAGGAGCGGACAGAAAACAGAAGACUGAUCGUGAGAAGAUCGAUAAGCGAACUGCUCAGGAGAGAGAAAAAUACCAGGCAUCCUAUGAUACCACCAUCUUGACGGAGUGUUCUCCAUGGCCAGAAUUGCCUUACCAGUCGAACAACUCUUCUUCUCCUGGUUACAACAGCUCACCAAACAGUUUCACUAUCGGAGAUGGCAACUGCUCUCCAACCCCUCAGGUGGAACCUCCUCCCAUUAGGAAUGAGAAAACUAUUACUGGAUUCCAUACUGAGGCUUGGACUCCAGAUGGUAAAGGAAAGAAUCUUGUGCCUUCGGCAACCAUACAGGAUGUCCAGCAAUGGUUACAGCGCAACCGGUUUCCCCAGUAUUGCAGACUUCUGUCUAGUUUCUCAGGUGCUGACUUAUUAAAGAUGUCCAAAGAGGAUUUUAUCCAAGUGUGUGGCCCUGCAGAUGGAAUUCGUCUCUUUAACGCAGUGAAAGGAAGAAAUGUGAGACCCAGAUUGACCAUAUAUGUCUGUCAUGAAUCUGAACAAAACAGAUCUGUUCUGCGACAUGAACAAGAGCGCAAUGAGACUUCUGUCUGUGUGUACCAUGCAAUUUUCCUGGAAGAGCUCACCUCACUGGAGUUAAUUGAGAAGAUCGCUAACUUGUAUACAAUAUCUCCUCAGCAAAUCCAUCAGCUUUACAGACAGGGACCAACUGGGAUCCAUGUGGUUGUUAGCACAGAGAUGGUCCAGAACUUCCAGGAUGAAUCCUGCUUUGUACUCAGCACCCUGAAAGCAGAGAAUGGUGUUGGAUAUCACAUCAUUUUGAAGUGAGAACCCCUGAUUUGUGCCAGUACAAAGAUUUACAUUUUCGUCUCUCCAAUCAGAUGAUCCACAAUAGAGUAUUAACUGGCCAGUGAACAAAAUCCUGGUAUCUGUGCCAGAGUGUGUAGCAGCAUAGAACAGUUAUUGUUAAUGUGUAUAUUCAGGUGUUUGUAGACCAGAAUCUCUACAUGGGCUUCUUAUGACUGCAAUGUAUGAGCUGUACAUGUUAAUUGUAAAUAUGUGAGAUCUGGUCCUUGUGGAAGCUGGAAGUAUAAUGCCUGCAACUUGUGAGAUAUUGUAAAUACUAGAAUAUGCAAAGCUUUCUAAACACUGGAUCUUCUUGUAUAGUGUGUAUUUCCCCAAAUUUUUAUUGUACAUGUUUUCACUAAAGAAAAACUGGUUUUCUAGAUCUCUUGUACUUAAUAAAAAAUAGAUUUUAUGUGUGUAUAUAUAAUAAUAUAGUCCCAUUGAGGUAGGGACCCCCACUCGCAUGUCUCGAUCACUGACUGCCAGUCUCAGGAUGGGGAGCAGACCACAGGCUGUAUCCAAUUAGCUGUGAAAAUGCAGUACUUUACUGCACUUGAACUUAUCACGCUAAAAGUGCCAUGGAAAUGAAUUAUUGCGGGUAUGCGCACUCCCCAGCCUAUUGCACACACAGCCAAACUAAUAUAGGAAAACAUUAUAGAAGUCUAUUCAUGGCCAUAAUAAAACUAUUUGGUGCACAGAAAUUGAGUCAAAUGGCUGUUUUAUGCAUAUAAAAACAAUCAGAGCAAUUUUUCAGCAAAAAAAAGUGCUCUUCUUAAAUUAGGGGUACAUAAAAAUGAGUACAACUAUAUAUUUGGGUCAUUUUAGGCCACUUUCAAAAAGCUUUAAAGAAACAACCCAGAUGCACCCACCUGCAAGCCUAAAACACUUUUCCCACUCAAAGUACCUCAAUAUACUUUCCCCAAGCCUUGCACCCCAAUCUCCAUCUAUUUGCCUUUUUUUUACCCCCAAAAGUGACACACCAUUAUUGGCCUAUUAAAACUAAAACUAAUUCAAAACUUUUAAGUGCCUAAUUAGUCAUUCAUGAGGGUGCCCCAGGGGUUCAGAACCAAAUCCCCACAUUUUUACCUUUUUAAAAUAGGGACUUUGCACUAUUUAUCACCUGCUCGGAAUAAAAUCAAAGUUGUGCUAAAACCUAUGGAGACUUUUUGACGAUAACUUUUCACAGGUAAUUGGAUAUCUGGUUUUUGCAAUCAUGAUAAAAAGGCCAUUUAUUUUUUUAUAUUGCAUAACCACCUUUUCGCAGGCCGUAGGAUACCCCCAUAUAUUAUUUGUGAAUAAUGAUGUUGAGUGAGUAUUUGAUGAAAAUGUGGACUUGUUGCACUCUACAAACUGGUUUUGUAAAUAUAUAGCAAGCAAAAGGAAUCUUAGUUUCCCUUAGUGAAGUUGAUUCCACCAGUGUGGCUCUGUAAAAUCAGAUCAUUCUAAUUUUCCCGUUUUGCGUUGCUGAAUUUUUAUUAAUUAUAAUGCUAAACUUGAUUUAUUAUAAUGACAUACUGUAAACUGUUGUUCCUUUAAUUUUAUGCUGCUGGUACUAAUUAACAUAUUCCCUAUACAACGUGUGUUAUAUAGAGAAUAAAUGUUUCAGCAAUUUUCAUACAUGUCAUUUCUAUUUCUAAAAUCCGCAUUCUACUAUUCUGAUGUUUGUGGAUUUCUUGCUGGCGAGCACUAGAAAUGGGGUUUUAUGUGCAGUUAGUUUAUAUCUAGCUAAAACAAAACUGUUACAUGUUUCCACCAACCCUUCAAAUGAUUCAUGUUUUAAACUACACAAGUCACCCGGCAUACAAUGCAAUCUAUUCAACACGUUUCAGAUGUUCUACUAUUUGUUGGGGUUUGUUUUUGUUCCGUACAGUUUCUGAAUAUCUGUAAUUUGUGUGGUGUGUGAUAAUAUUCUUCUUAGCCUGAAUUUGGUGAACUUUUCAGUACAUUGUGGGUCUGAGAAUUUGUGCCUUAAGAAACGUGUCCUUUCCUGAUGAUUAGUCCGGUUAACAAAAAGUCAAAUGCAAGCACAAGCAGUGGGCUUGUCCUGUCUUCUUAUUAUGAAGUUACUCUAGACACCGCUACUGUAAGGGGCUUCAAGCUUUGUUUUUGGAGGUCUUGCACAUGGCUUUGGUUACAGAAUGUAUUAUGUUUUUUUGUGGGGAUUCUCCCAUUUCUCUAAAAAAAAAAAAAAUAAUAAUUUUUUUUUAUAGAAAAUGUCUUAUUGUACUGCAUUAGUUUUUCUGGUCUCAUAUGUCUGUAUUGUAUUGCACACACAUUGUAUAUUUAUCCAGUAACUACCAGUGUGCAGCUGGGAACACACUGGAGUGAUAUCUGCCUAAUAUGCUGGAUCGCAUAGACAUAGCGGGCAUAUCGCUCAGUUCGUGUGCCCAACAUGCGCGCUCCCGUGUUCGCUAGUGACGUUGUCAGGUUUGAUGUGCUGCACAUCAAACCUGACAGUAUCGCUAGCGUCCUAUGGUAUACUUAUAAAGGAUGGAACAUGAUCAUUAACAUCUCUUAAGUGUGUACACAAAAUCUGGGUUUGACGGGCAUUCAUUCCAAUGUCUGAACCAACAGUUGGCCUUCCAAUUUACUAGCAGUUAGUGACAUCACCUAGGUGGGAUCCGGUCUGAAGAUUGACACUGUCUAGGUCGACAAUUUUUAGGUCGACCACUAUAGGUCGACGGGGUUGGAAGGUUGACAGGGUUUCUAGGUCGACAGGUCAAAAGGUCGACAUGAGUUUAAAAAAAAAUAUAUAUAUUUUUUAAACUUUUUCAUACUUAACGAUCCACGUGGACUACGAUUGGAACGGUAAUCUGUGCCGAGUGAAGCGAGGCAUCUUUCCCGAAGCAUGCGAGCGAAGCAAGCCAGGCGAGGGGACACGGAGCACUAAUUGGGGUUCCCGGUCACUCUACGAAGAAAACACAACAAACAAACCAUGUCGACCUUUUGAACUGUCGACCUUCCAACCCUGUCGACCUAGUGACUGUCGACCUAUAGUGGUCUACCUAGACACUGUCGAUCUAAUGAUCCACACCCCACCUAGGCCUAGUCUUGUGAGUAUUGGUUUAGAUCACAGAAAAGCUACUUUAAGUAAAAGUUGACAUGUCUGUUAAGUCUCGUGUCCUGCAAAGUAAUUAUAUUGUCCACUGACUACUUUUUAAUGACGAUCCCUGUCCUUUUUGAAUUGUCCAGCCUAUCCUAUUUUUCACAAAAUAAAAUGCAACCUCAAUCCCUGCAUAUAGCCCUUUUCUUUUGCACUUGGAGUAGCAAAUAUUCUAUCGGUACAUAUUAACCCAUUACUGGAGAGGGAAGAUACAAAGUACAUAUUAACCCAAUAAUGGAGAGGGAAGAUACAAGGUUAUUAGACUGGGACUACUGUCUGAUACAAUCUACAUAGUAACCAGACUGCCCAACUCCAAGUAUGGGGAGAUGGGGCAUUUGUAAUAGGGUAAAUUACUAGACUAAUUUUGUAGAAGUUCACGGCACUUGUGGAGCCCUUACUAUAGUCUUACUAUAUAUGUCCUUUUUAAUUUUCCGUCUUUUUAAGCCUGGUACUAUAUUAAACUUUUUUGUUUUUUCCUCUGUGCUUAAAAGUGCUGUGGUGACAGGAAGGAGCCAUCUCAGCAGGUCUGAAUGGGUGAUUAACGAUCAGCAACUUUUUUUUUUUUCCCAUGUCUCCCACUUUCUUUCAUUUUGUAUGUCUGUAUCUGCAGUACCUAAGCAUUAUGGGGAUAUCUGGAUGUAGGUGUUUGGUUAUUUAGAAUUAUAUAAUGUUCUUUCAAAUGUUACCCUGUUCUACUGCAUGAAGUUGUGCUGUAUCAGGUGUUUGGUGUUGGGAUUCUAUAUAAAUAUUUUGCUAUUUUUAUUGUGCAUUCAUUUGUCCUUUAAACUCUAUGCAAUCGCAAUGAAUGUGCUGGGGAAUGGGAAGAUGACAGAACCAGUUAAUUACUGCCAUUUUUUUCCUGUUGUACAUGAAUGAAGAAGAGUAAUCUAUUUACUAUUGUACAGGAAUAUUCUAGAACUGGAAUUUGUAUUAAAUGCAAAUAAAAUUUGUACAAAAGCAUUAAGACACUAAA